This is a messenger RNA of Trichechus manatus latirostris (Florida manatee), 2400 nucleotides long. It is a transcript of the gene TPCN2, whose product is annotated as two pore segment channel 2. The transcript has 19 exons. The coding region runs from base 12 to 2312 and encodes 766 amino acids. The record is from RefSeq and is a predicted model, not a curated record. Gene Ontology annotation, cellular component: lysosomal membrane. Gene Ontology annotation, molecular function: voltage-gated channel activity; ligand-gated sodium channel activity; intracellularly phosphatidylinositol-3,5-bisphosphate-gated monatomic cation channel activity. Lineage: Eukaryota; Metazoa; Chordata; Mammalia; Sirenia; Trichechidae. Gene Ontology annotation, biological process: transmembrane transport; monoatomic ion transport; calcium-mediated signaling.
GCGGCGACGGGAUGGCGGAGCCCCAGGACGAGUCGGAGCCCCUCCUGGGCCGGACUCGAGGCGGCAGCGGUCGCGGCCGCGACUGCCCGGCUGCGGCAGUGGCGGCGGCCGCGGUGGCCACCUGCCGUAGCGCCCAGGUCAGAGGUGAGCAGCCCGGGCCGGGGACGAGGGCGACCCGGGGUGAGGGUCGCGGGCAGGCUCCGCGAUCCCCUCACCCCAGGUGGCUACUGGGACCCCGCCGGGCCGGAGUCCGAGCGGCACGGUCGCUCGGGGUCAGGGGGCCUUCCCUGGGGUCCGGGGACCGACUCAGGCUGGGGCAGAGUUGGGGCGCGGGGUUCCGCACCCCGAACCGGGAAGGGGGCCUCGGCAACCCGGGGACCAGCCCCUCCAGCGCCGGGGGCAGCCUGGGCCACGUGGUCUCCCCGGGAUCCCCAAGUGUGAGCCCCAGGAUAGAAGCAGCCGCCUCCCUUGGGUGGCAGGCAGAAUGGGCAGUGGCCGAGAGCUCCACCAAGGUGCCCGCCACUGUCACCUUCCCUCCUGCCUCUCGGAAGAGCCACGCGGCCCCGUGUUUUCUUGGGAGCCAGCUACGCACCAAGGCCGGUCAGGAGCUCUGCAUCGACCAGGCCGUGGUCUUCAUUGAGGAUGCAAUCAAGUACCGCUCCAUCAACCACCGCAUGGACGCCAGCGCGAUGUGGUUUUACCGGUGGUAUUACUCCACCUCGUGCCAGCGGAUUUUGAGCUUCAUCAUUUUCUUGAUCCUGUCUUUGGCUUUUGUCGAGACCCCUUCCUCGCUCACGAGCUCCUCGGACGUCCGGUUCCGCCGUGUCGCCUGGGAGCCGCCCUGUGGCCUGACCGAGAGCGUGGAGCUGCUCUGCCUGCUGGUCUUCGUGGCCGACGUCUUCGUGAAGGGCUACCUGGUCGGGUGGUCCCAGUACCGGAGCAGCCCCUGGCUGCUGGCCUACCUCGUGGUGCUGGUGGUGUCACUGAUAGACUGGAUCGUGUCCCUGAGCGUCAUUUGCUGGGAGACCAUGCGGAUCCGCCGGCUCCUGCGCCCCUUCUUCCUGCUGCAGAACUCGUCUAUGAUGAAGAAGACGCUCAAGUGCAUCCGCUCAACGCUGCCGGAGAUGGCCAGCGUGGCGCUGCUGCUGGCGUUACACCUGUGCCUCUUCACCAUGUUCGGGAUGCUGUUGUUCACCGGCGAGAAGGACGACGGGCUGAGCAAGGAGCGGCUGACCUACUUCCGCAACCUGCCUGAGGCCCUGACCUCCCUCCUGGUGCUGCUGACCACGGCUAACAACCCUGAUGUGAUGAUGCCUGCCUACUCCAAGAAGCGCGCCUACUGCGUCUUCUUCAUCCUCUUCACUGUGAUCGGUAGCUUGUUCCUGAUGAAUCUGCUGACGGCCAUCAUCUACAAUCAGUUCAGGGGCUACCUGAUGCUCUCUCUCCAGACCUCGCUCUUCCGGAGGCGGCUGGGCACCCGGGCCGCUUAUGAGGUCCUCGCCUCCCUGGAGGAUGGGAGAGACGGCCACCCUCCGGCGGUUGGGGUGAAGCCCGAGACCUUCCUGCGGGCGCUCCAGAAAACCCACAUGGCCGUGCACUGCAAACGCGCCAUCGAGCAGAAGGUGCGUUCCCAUGGCGACCGUCUGCUGUCAGCUGAUGAGUUUCAGAAACUCUUCAACGAGCUGGACAAAAGGGUGAUUAAGGAGAUGAUGGCCGUGGUGGCUAACACGCUCCUCGACCUGGUCAGGAACAUGCGGGCCUUCGCCGGCAUCCUGGUGGUGAGUGCCUCUGUCUGCGGCUCAUGGCAGGGGCGGAGCUGGGGGCCGACAGGAAGCGGCGGGAGACGAGGCCUGUGUUGGCCGCAGCAGGUGCUCAGGCCCUGGCUGUGCGGGCGGGCAAGCCAGCAGGGCUCCAGUGGGGUGUCACCACUGGCUUCCACCACCUCCGUGCGGCCUGGUAGGCGGCUCAACUUCGCGGCCCUGAUCACGCUGUGGAACGUGAUGGUCGUGAACAACUGGCAGGUGUUCCUGGACGCCUUCCGACGCUACUCGGGCCCGUGGUCCAAGGUCUAUUUUGUAUCGUGGUGGCUGGUGUCGUCUGUCGUCUGGGUCAACCUGUUUCUGGCUCUGAUUCUGGAGAACUUCAUCCACAAGUGGGACCGCCGCGACCACCCUCAGCACUCCCUUGGGGCCCCGGAGGCCUCCUACCACUCGCCUGUGGAGCUCAUGUUCAGGGAGGUCCUGGAGGAGCCUGUGGAGGAGGACCUGCUAGAGAAGCUGCGGCGUCACCCACACCUGGAACUGUGCAGGUGACGUCCAGGUGCCUACUGGCCGGGCAGCAGGAUGCAGACGCUGGGCUCAGGAAGACGCCAGUGUGGAACGAGGCAGCAGGCUGGGGCCG